This is a messenger RNA of Labrus mixtus (cuckoo wrasse), 1395 nucleotides long. RefSeq lists its product as uncharacterized. The transcript has 3 exons. The coding region runs from base 1 to 1395 and encodes 464 amino acids. NCBI's taxonomy places the organism in Eukaryota, Metazoa, Chordata, Actinopteri, Labriformes, Labridae. The record is from RefSeq and is a predicted model, not a curated record.
AUGUCAUCAAAGAGAGACGACAUCCUCAUGAGCUGGGCCACGCCGCGGACAGCGAUGUUAAAAACAUCAGACAAGCUGCUUCCUGAGAAGGAGCAGCAGCAGCCGUCUUGUGAAGCAGAGAAUGAAAAGUCAGCUGAGCAGCACGGCGCUGUGACAAAGAGCGCUCCUGUGGUGUCUGACACAGCUGCUGACAACACUGAGGCUCUGCUCACUUCUCAGGACUCUGAGACACUUUUUAACAUCCUCAGACUGCCUGGGACUCUCCACAAGCUUCUCUCAGAGGAUAAACGAGUCGUAGAGCUCCCCUCCACUGAUGAACUACUGCUUUCUCUGAACCAAUCAGAGAUGCUCCCUGACAAUGAGCCAGAAAACGAGACGACUCCACACGCACACAGCACAGAGCUCAUUCCCUAUCAAAUGUCUUCAAAUAGUUUUCAGAUGAAGAGAAAACUGAAUGAGUCUGUUUGGUCUGUGGAGUCUCUCCCCUCUUUUAUCCCCAAUAAGGAGUGGCUGCAGCAGAACGGACUCUUUGAGCCUGAUGUCAUCGUGGAGAUGAUGGAGCAGGAGGACGACGGUGGACCUUUAACCCAAAAUGAACACUUAAGAAGUCAUAAAGAGAGGAGGCGGAGCCGCAGGUUUUCCUCCUCUGACUCUGUUCUCAUGUCAGACAGCUGGCUGCUUUUCAGCACUCCGGCUGAGAAGCUCAGUCAGUCAAAGAAGACAGAAACAGAGGGGGGAAUGGAUUCCCCUGAAGGGAGGGAACAGAAACGAGACCAGAGCACGACUCCUUCAGAAAAAGUUCCCUCAGCUUCCCCGCCUCGAUGGCAGAGUGCAGUAAAUGUCUCUUCCCCCCCUGAAGACAAUGCAGAUGAAAACAGGUCUUCUGAACCUGAGGCCAAUCAAAGCCCAAACCAGGAAUGUUUUCUUGUCACCGAGCAGACGGAGAGAAGCCCCCGCUCCCGUGAGCAGGAGAAACCUCUGCCCUCAAACUCUGCAGAAGAGGAGAAAACGCUGUGUCAGCUGAUUCCUCAACAUGGAGCAGACGUGGAGGUAGAAGAGAGAGCGUGUGUGAACGCUGAAGAGAGCGAGCGGAGAAACCAGCAGCUGUGUGUCCCUGAGGUCGAGCACACCACGGCUGCUGUGUCUCCGUCAAAGGGACAUCUAGUGGACUGUGGCGUCCAGUGUUCUGAACUGACAGACAGGAAGUGUCCGUGUGAAUCACAGAGCAGCACUGAACCAAACAAGAGACCUCAUUUUAAUGAUUCAGAUGUGAAAAAGAUGAACAACAACAAGACUGAAGGAUACAGUGUGACCGGACAGAUGUCAAAGAACCAGAGAAGAAACGCUCACUGGAGGAACAGAGGACAAGGUGGAAAUGGAAGAACUCGGUACUGA